AUGGUCCGGGAUGACGAUGAUACAGAUAAGUAUAGGAGGUUAUUCGAUAAGAUAGACAGUAGACACCUUGGUAAGUUCACUUACCUAGAUUUGAAAGAGUAUUUGAAGGAUGUGGAUCAUCCCAUCUCGACAAAUGAUAUUGCCAUUUAUCAUUUAUUUCAAAAUAUGGAUUUAGAUAAUGAUCACUCUAUAGAUUUGAAAGACUUUAUCAAGUACAAUCAAUCAGCUGAGUCUCAAAUAAAGAGUGGGUUCCAAAAUAUUGAUUUGGAUGAUGAUGGUAGUAUCUCAUCCAAUGAAAUCCUAAGCUAUCUUUCCAAGAAGAUCGAUGGUAAUAAAGAUCAAGAUAGGAAACUAAAAAAGUUCUUACAAUGGGCAUUCAACAAGAAUGAGAAGAUUACAUACGAUCAAUGGCAUAAUUUCUUAGUAUUAAUGCCAAGAGGCAACGGUAACACGAGACUAACCACGGCAUUCAAUUAUUAUCACUCAUUUAAUAAUAAUAUCGAUGAUUUAGAAGUAACUUCCGAAGGUGAUGUGACUCUAAUUAACGAUUUUGUAGAAAAGUUCAAAUAUUUUAUUAUUGGUGGCAUAUCUGGAGUGGUGUCGAGAACAUGUACAGCACCAUUUGAUAGAAUCAAGACUUUCCUCAUAGUAAGAACCGAUUUGAAACCAACUCUUUUAAAUGAACAGAAAAGAAAGGAAAUAUCAUUAGAAAGACAUGUAUCUAAUGUCAAGAAAAUACGAUCACCUCUCGUUAAGGCAAUCACCUCCCUUUAUAGGACAAAUGGAUUAAAAGCAUUUUACGUUGGGAACGGUUUAAAUUCAGUAAAAGUCUUUCCUGAGUCAUCAAUAAAAUUUGGCACUUUUGAAAUAACUAAGAAACUAUUACGUAAAUGGAAUCCAGAAACUGGAGAAUUUGAACUUUCUAAAAUUUCUACUUACAUUGCAGGUGGUCUUGCAGGGGUAAUGUCACAAUUUGUCGUAUAUCCAGUCGAUACCAUUAAAUUUAGACUACAGUGCACUUCUCUAGGCAACUAUAGCCAGACAAGCCACAACCAAAUCCUCGUAGAAACAGUUAAAUCUUUAUACAAAGAAGGUGGGAUCAGCAUCUUUUACAGAGGCUUGAUAACGGGACUCCUGGGUAUUUUCCCCUAUGCUGCCAUGGAUCUGGGGACUUUCACUAUGUUGAAAAACAUCAUAUUGAAACAAAGUGGUGGCAAAGAGAACGAACUAACUAAUUUACAGACUUUAUCCAUUGGAGCCACAAGCGGUUCCAUUGGUACAACAAUCGUUUAUCCAAUUAAUUUAUUGAGAACAAGAUUACAAACACAAGGAACUUUUGCCCACCCCUACAAAUAUAAAGGAUUCAGAGACGUCAUGUGGAAAACCAUCCAAAGAGAAGGUUACCAGGGCCUUUACAAAGGCUUGAUACCAACUUUAGCUAAAGUGUGUCCUUCUGUCUCAAUCAGUUAUUUAUGCUACGAAAAUUUGAAAAGACUCACAAAACUUGAUAAGCCUUGA
Messenger RNA from Kazachstania africana CBS 2517, 1518 nucleotides. It is a transcript of the gene SAL1, whose product is annotated as Ca(2+)-binding ATP:ADP antiporter SAL1. Gene Ontology annotation, biological process: transmembrane transport. Gene Ontology annotation, molecular function: ATP transmembrane transporter activity; calcium ion binding. Bases 1 to 1518 code for a protein of 505 amino acids. The record is from RefSeq and is a predicted model, not a curated record. The transcript has a single exon. NCBI's taxonomy places the organism in Eukaryota, Fungi, Ascomycota, Saccharomycetes, Saccharomycetales, Saccharomycetaceae.